AUGGCUACUCUUGGGCAGUUGAAGGUGUUAAACGAUUCAGCAGAACAUCAAAAGAUCUUAGUGAAGUUAUCCCGGGGAAUUCAGGACCGAUGGCUGAAAAUCGUGGACGACCGGAUAUACGGCAAGAGCAACAGUGAUGGAGAAUACCCUUCCUUUGCAGAACUUUAUGACUUCCUUCAAAAACAAUCUCGCAUUGCCAGCAACCCCCUCGUUGACAGAUCCAGCUCUGGUGUCAAGUCGGAUCAGGCCAAUUUUAGUGCCAAGCACAGUGCAGCCAGUAGUUAUGGCAACCAAACCAAAAAACAAAGUCUCAAAGCUGUCAUAGCAAUGGCAACCUCCACUGAUACUCGUGCUGUUUCAAACAAUGACAGGGUUGCAAGGCGCUCUUGUGUUAUGUGUAAUGAAAUGCAUGAAUUGACAAAAUCCAUAGCAACGAUCGCGUCAUCGAGCCAUCGCGUCGUCGAGUCAUCGAGUCGAAUACCACAAGCCCUUCACGUUCAGGGCGAUGCUGUAAAACUGAUGCUGUCCACUGUGCUUGGUAAGGCCAAAGUGGAUGCACAACGGGUCGAUGGCUUGUGUAUGACUGGGAUAGGACAACCGACUGAAAUAGCUCUUCCAGUCACAUACUCUAGAGGUGACAUCCCAGCGAUGACCAGUCAGAUACCUCGACCAGAAACGGCCAAAAGAUGGAGCCAUCUGCAAGAAGUCUCUACCAAGAUCACUGCCUUCCUACCUGGCACCGACAUUGAUCUUUUGAUAGGAACCAGUUGUGCCCAGGCCAUUAGACCCUUAGAAGUUGUUCCCGGAGGUGACAAUGAUCCCUAUGGUAUACGAACCACACUCAGAUGGGGAGUGAUUGGGAAUAUGAGAGUCAACCAUGCCAGCAAUAACCAGCCCAGUGCAAGAAAUUGUCAUUUUACCUUUUCAACUACUGUGAAAGAGGUUAGCCCAGCUGAGGUUAGCAGCAUGUUUGAGAUAGAAUUCAGUGAGAGAGAAGAGGACAACACUGACGAGAAAAUAUCGGCAGAGGACAAAAGGUUUCUGCAGAGUGCCAGGAAUGGAAUCCAUGUGAGAGAGGACAACCAUUAUGAGAUGCCACUUCCCAUAAAGGAUGAUGCCCUUUUGCCCAAUAACAAGCCUAUGGUACAACGAAGGUUGAUGCAACUCAAAGGGAAAUUGGCCAAGUCCACUCAGUAUCAUCAACAGUACACAGCCUGCAUUGAGGGAUUGAUUGCCAAGGGUUACGCUGAACGAGUACCUGAUGAGGAGCCACAUCUAGACAAUGGACGGGUAUGGUAUGUCCAACACUUUGGUGUUUAUCACCAACACAAGCCUAACUCCAAAGUAUGUGUGGUAUUCGACUGCAGUGCUCAGUACAAUGGCGAGGCGUUAAACAGACACCUUUUACAAGGACCAGACUUAAAUAACGGUCUAGUUGGGAUGCUGGUUAGAUUCAGGAAAGGUUCCAUCGGAUCGGCGUGUGACAUAGAGGGGAUGUACCACCAAGUGGGGGUGGACAAAGACUACAGAAAUCUACUUAGAUUCCUAUGGUGGGACAAGGGUGACCUAACCACGCAACCCACUGAGUACCGGAUGACAGCGCAGUUAUUUGGAGCAGCAUCAUCUCUGUCGUGUGCUAAAUUUGCUCUCCGGACAGCAGCAGACGAAUUUGAGUCCAAGCAUGGCAAACUUGCAGCUGACUUUGUUAGAGACGACUUUUAUGUUGAUGAUGGUGUCACGUCUCUGGAUUCAGUUGAAGAUACCCUUGAACUUGUGACAAACUCAAUCAAACUCUGUGGUGAACGCGGCUUUCGUUUACAUCGUUCUCCAAUUACAGACGGGUCCUUGACGCUGUCCCAACAUCAGAAAGAGGGAAGAACAUCCAGCACCUAG
Messenger RNA from Lineus longissimus, 1893 nucleotides. RefSeq lists its product as uncharacterized. Bases 1 to 1893 code for a protein of 630 amino acids. NCBI's taxonomy places the organism in Eukaryota, Metazoa, Nemertea, Pilidiophora, Heteronemertea, Lineidae. The record is from RefSeq and is a predicted model, not a curated record. The transcript is spliced from 2 exons.